AUGUCUGCGCCAUACACGCCCCAGGACGUGCAAGCCGUAGCGGCUGUCGUGCGUGCUUUGGAUAAUGCUCGGAAAGACAAGAGAAAGAACGGGUUCUCAGUCAAGAAGACCAGUUUCGACGUAAAGGGAUCGGCUGAUGGCAUUCAAGUCGAGUCGUGGCGCAUGCAGGACUGGGACUACAAACGACCUAAUCUGCCAACAUACGCCCGUGGCCUCUUCACCACAAGGACACGAAGAAACGAACCAGAAAUCGCUGUGAGAGGCUAUGACAAGUUUUUCAACGUCGAGGAGGUCCCCGAGACUAAAUGGGAAAAAAUAUUCGCACAGACGCAAGGCCCUUACGAGCUUACCCUCAAGGAGAACGGCUGUAUCAUUUUUAUUGCUGGGCUGGAAGACGAUACCCUGGUUGUUUGCAGCAAACAUUCGACAGGAGACCGAGAAGACAUUCAGGUUAGUCACGCAAGUGCUGGAGAACAACGUCUGGAGCAGCAGCUGGCUGCUGUUGGAAAGACAAAGGCAGAUCUUGCACGAGAACUUCGCAAGAGAAACGUUACUGCUGUUGCAGAGCUCUGUGACGACGAGUUCGAAGAGCACAUUUUGGAGUAUGGCCCCGAUAAAGCCGGCCUAUAUCUUCACGGCAUGAACCUCAAUUUGCCGCAAUUUGCCACCUACCCAAGUCGGUAUGUCCAGGAGUUUGCUGACGAGUGGGCCUUCCGAAAGACUGGGCUUAUGGUAAUGGACGAUAUCCACCAGGUCAAAAGCUUUCUCGAAGAAGUGGCUGAAACUGGGGCUCACGAUGGACGAGAUGUCGAGGGUUUUGUCAUCCGCUGCAAAAUGUCACAAGAUCCAGCCACGCAGCCCUUCCAGGAUUGGUUCUUCAAGUACAAGUUCGAGGAGCCAUACUUGAUGUACCGCCAAUGGAGAGAGUGCACUAAAGCCCUGAUUGCUGGCAAGCAGCCAAAGUUCAAGAAACACACCAAAAUUACGGAGGAGUAUCUUCUUUAUGCCCGAAGACGACUUGUUGCAGACCCGAAGCUCGGAAAAGAGUACAAUAGCAACCACGGCAUCAUCGCUCUUCGCAACGACUUCUUGACUUUUAAGAAUCUAAAGGGAGCAGAUGCGGCUAAUCUAGGCGACCUGGACUGUCCAGCCAUGACAGAGGUUACUCGGGAUGUGAUCUUGUGUCCUAUCGCCACCAUCGGUUGUGGCAAGACGACAAUCGCGAUGGGGCUAUCACACCUAUUUGGCUGGGGUCAUGUUCAGAAUGACAAUAUCUCUGGCAAGGGCCGCCCUCCACGGUUUACUAAGAUGGUAUUGGAUGAGCUGAAAGACCAUCCUGCCGUGGUUGCAGACCGAAACAAUGCACAAAGACACGAGCGAAAGCAGAUUAUUACGGAUGUCAAGCUUCAGCACUCUACUGCUAAACUUGUAUGUCUGAACUUCAAACAUGACGAAGAAGCGAUUGAUGAGAUCCGACGAAUUACACAAGAACGAAUUGUUACGCGUGGGGACAACCACCAGACGAUUCAUGCAGCAAGCGAUAAAGAUAAAUUUAUUGGUGUGAUGGAGGGUUUCAUCAAACGAUUUGAGCCUUGCAACCCUCAUGGGCGACCUGACGACGGCUUCGAUGCGUUCAUAGACCUUGACCCCACAGCUGGUAGUCGACAAAAUCUCGAGGUUGUUGUAACGCAGUUGCACAAGCUGUUCCCCAAUCUUGUGGGGGAGAUUCCAUCUUCAGGGACGCUUGAUGCUGCCAUUGAUUGUGCUCUCGGAUACAAGCCAGAAUUCAGGCAUGAUAUACCUGAUCGGGGCAAGAAGAACAGCCAGCAGCAAAAACAACAAGUGAAGACGCCAAAACCAAGGAAGAUGGAGUACAUGUCCGUCAGCAUCCCGACCCAAGAUGUCAACAGCGCUCUCGAUAACGCCUUCAGAAACGUCCCGGCAUCAACCUCUCAAUUGUACACACAACUCAAGCAAACAAGACGUGUACAGCCAAAAUUCCAUGUCACCCUGCUUCACAAGGCUGCUAGCGUUAACCAUCCCGAGCUUUGGGAGCAGUAUACCGCUCUACAUAAGGAGGUAGAAGCUGCUGGUAACCCUGAAGGAAAGGUCGGCGAAUGUGAUGUAAUGCUUGAAAGGGUUGUGUUCGACGAUCGGAUCAUGGCCAUUGUUGUUCGUCUGGCAGAUCAGGAUGACCGGUGGCAGUGUGUGAACCGUGUCGCGCAUAUCACAGUCGGAACUCGAGACAAUACGGUGAAGCCUAAAGAGAGCAAUGAUCUCCUAGCCAGGUGGCUGGAAGUGGGCAGCUCCCCCGAAACCAAGAUUGGCGAGGUUGUGUUUGCGGGGAGGCCGACUGUGAAGGGAACAGUGAUGCCUGUGCUGAGCCGAUUCUGA
This is a messenger RNA of Fusarium graminearum PH-1, 2394 nucleotides long. RefSeq lists its product as uncharacterized. Gene Ontology annotation, molecular function: GTP-dependent polyribonucleotide 5'-hydroxyl-kinase activity; phosphoric diester hydrolase activity; RNA ligase (ATP) activity. Gene Ontology annotation, cellular component: nuclear inner membrane. The transcript is spliced from 2 exons. The coding region runs from base 1 to 2394 and encodes 797 amino acids. The record is from RefSeq and is a predicted model, not a curated record. NCBI's taxonomy places the organism in Eukaryota, Fungi, Ascomycota, Sordariomycetes, Hypocreales, Nectriaceae. Gene Ontology annotation, biological process: tRNA splicing, via endonucleolytic cleavage and ligation.